Cannabis sativa is the source of this 1829-nucleotide messenger RNA. RefSeq lists its product as uncharacterized. Gene Ontology annotation, molecular function: protein binding. The transcript is spliced from 2 exons. The record is from RefSeq and is a predicted model, not a curated record. NCBI's taxonomy places the organism in Eukaryota, Viridiplantae, Streptophyta, Magnoliopsida, Rosales, Cannabaceae. The coding region runs from base 198 to 1517 and encodes 439 amino acids.
AUAUGAGUGAACUGACAUCCAAUCAAUCACCAAAGCUCACCGCCAUUUUUGCUUUCUUUCUCUUUACUUUUCUCACUUAAAUUUCUCCGGUCACCUUUCUCCUCCUCUUCCGAUCAUCCACUCCAACAUUUUCCCUACCCAGAGGUGUAGUGAAAUGGAUUUAUUUUCUAGGUUAGGUAAAAUUUCGGAGUCUAGAGAUGGAAGCUCGAAGAAAAAGAAAUCGUAAGCAAAAGAAGCAGAAGCGGAAACAACAUAUUAGUGAGAGUAAUAGCGAGCUAAUUAGUGUGAAUUGGGCAGAACUCCCUAGAACUGUACUUGAGAUUAUUUUCGAGAAACUUUCAGUUGUUGAUUGCAUUUCGGUUAGUAAUGUGUGCAAGCCAUGGAGAUAUGUUUUUGCAUCGGAUGUUUCUUCUUGGAAAAGGAUUGGCAUUCCAUCCUUAAUAAUGUGUGGUCAACAUAGAAGAGAGAACAGAACUUGUUUAAGUAUGUUGGAGAAACGAGCUUGGGAGAUGGAGCUACCCGAGGCACAUAAGAAAUAUUGUUGGGGUUCCUUUCAUGAUUGGUUGAUCCUAGUGGAUAAUUCUAUUUAUCUCUCGGUUGAAAUCAGUUUGUUGAAUCCGUUCACUAGAAGCACAGUAAAACUACCUAGAACAUGGGACGAUUACCAUAAGAUAGUCCUCUCAGGGCUUCCUUUUCAGAAAAACUUUGUUUGCAUGCUUUUGCACAAUGAAAGACGAGAAAUUGCUGUUUGGGUUUCGGGAGCUCAAUCGUGGAAACAAUUUAAACUUGUUGGUGAACCAUUUGAGGAUGGUAUUUUCUACAAUGGAAGUUUCUAUCUGUUGAGCAAGGAUGAUGAAGUUUGUCAAAUUGACACAGCUAGCAUUUUUGCUGCCAUUAGCGAAGAUAGUGCUUCGGUGGAUGCUUCAGCUGAGGCUUCGGUGGAUGCUUCAGCUGAGGCUUCGGCUGAUGCUUCGGCUGCUUCUGUAUCUGAAAUCAAAAUUAAGUCCCAUAAAGUAAGUAGGAUGUCAGGAAACCCUACAAAUGAUAAUAUGUUGAGGUAUCUUGUGGAGUCAUGUGGAGAGCUUUUGCUUGUCUGUAGGUUUUUCAGUACAAAUCUCGGUGCUAUACUUGAAACACGAAAAUUCGAAGUCUAUAUUUUGGAUGUUGGGGAGAUGUCCUGGAAAAAAGUUGAACACUUGAGGGAUCGAGUAUUGUUUCUAGGUAAAUGUUGCUCAAGAUCCUUGUCUGUAAAAGAACUCGGGGUCCCAAUGACCAAUCGUAUUUACUUCUCGAAUGACAAUGUUGCUCCUUGGUGGAAUGAAUGGGAUUCUGGUUAUCUUCAAGGAAUGUCAUCUCGUAUGCGUCUUGAUAAUUCUGGCAGGAAACAUUGGGGCAUCUUCUGGCUUGGAAACAAAGACAACCACCACUUUUGCUUCCGGGGCGAUCGUGACAAUUGGGGACCCAUCUGGCUCACUACACCUCUAUGGUGGUAUUGUAACAAUUUCCUUGCUUACUGAUUAGUUAAUUAUGACUCAUGUUGAUGAUCUUGGCAGGUUAGGGGCUUCUUGUAGUAACAAAAAUGUGAAUGCUUUAUUAGCAAAAACUCAAAUGGAGAAAGCUUGUUUCGGGUAAGGAGCUAUGAAAACUAUGAUGAGUGAAGUUUUUUGUACAUAGUUGGUGUAUUUUGGUUCUUCAUUAGCUUCUGCCUUGUUUUUACUUGUAUAGGCUUUGAUCCAAAACCUUUUGUUUAUUGCCUUGAAAUACUUUCAACUAAGUAUAUUUCAUGUUAUGUCACUCAUGAACAUUAUCAAUCCACUUUUUCUUCAUUA